AUGACCGCUCCGUUAGGAGCCCAGAGCGCCGGGGCAUCUUUACCCCGGCCCCGGCCUCUCUGCCCGGAUCUGUGGAUGCCGGGGGCGGCCGGGGCUCGGCUGUGCCCGCCGCAGGGCGCGGAGCCCAGCGAGGAGCUGCGGCUGGGCCUGGUGCAGCUGCUGAGCCUCCUGCUGCAGCGCUGCGGCGCCGCCACCGCCCCCUACCUCGGCGACAUCGCCCGCGUCCUCCAGGCCGCCCUCCUCGACCACUAUGCCGAGGUCAGGCGGGAGAGCUGCAGGUGUGCCGUGGCCUGCGCCAGGGCCAUGCCAGAGCACUUCCAUAUGCAGUCAGAGUCUCUGAUAAAACCCCUAAUGCAGACAAUUUCCCACCAACACUACAGAGUUCGUGUUGAUGUGAUUCAGGCUACUGGAGCAGUGAUACAGUUUGGGAAUGGAAAGUCUGUGGAUGAUGUCCUGUCUCAUCUCGCCCAGAGAUUGUUUGAUGAGAUUCCCAAGGUACGGCACGCUGUAACAACUGUCAUUGGAGAAUGGUUGUUGCACCUAAGAGACAGAUACUCAUAUUUUCACAAGCUGAUCCCUCUGUUACUUGGCAGCUUUACUGAUGAAAUUCCUGAAAAUACGAAACUGGCUUGGACCUACUGGGAAAAGAUAGGCUUGCAAUGGGAGAAAGAGAAUGAAGAAAAUUUGAAGGAUAAGAUGGAUUUUAGUGUUUCACCAUCCCAUUAUCCCAAAGGAGAGACUCGACCAGGGCUGGGUUGUCGUGAACUUGUGUCAAGAAACCUCUCCAAAAUUCUCCCAGGUCUCUGUCAUGAUAUGACAGACUGGGUGGAAAGCACAAGAAUCAAAGCAUCCCAGCUCCUGUACACAUUAUUGCUGCAUGCAGAGGAUCACAUCACCCAGCACAUGGAGCUACUGCUGAGAACUUUGUACCAAGCGUGUUCAGAUGAACAAAGAGAAGUGGUUAGAAAUAGUGUGAAAGCGGCAGAAUUGAUUGGAACGUUUGUCAGCCCUAAGGUGUCUUUGAAAUUAAUCACCCCAGCCUUUGAGCAGACACCCAAAGCAUCCUGUGUGAUGGUUCUGGCUGCAGUGAUUCAAGGUAGCUCAAAAGAAAUCUUACAGCCUCAUGUAACCCAGCUUGGCAACACACUGUCACAGGCUGGAGUCUGUCAGCGAUCUGAAGAGGUCUUUUAUAUGGAGCAGUUGCUUUCUUGUGUACAAGCACUGAUUGAAGUGUGCCAGGAGGACUGCAAAGAAAUUAGCUUGCAGCUAAUGAAAGUUUUGGUGACCAUAAUGGCAAUACCAUCUUCUCAGGACCUUAAAGAAAAGAAUGCUUCCAUAAAGGAGAAAUCUAUUGUGCUUGAGGUGGAGAAAACAAUGUCUUCAUUAGCUGAAGUACAGCAAUUGGAAAGUUUUCAUUGUCUCUACAAGCAGCACAUAAUUCAGCUGCUGGAGUGGAUUUCAGUGUCAUGUGAAGGGUGGAGCUGCUACUCCCCAGAAGUGCUGCAGUUCGAGGUCAUCGCAACCCAUUCAGGUCCUGUCAUAGGUGAAGCUCUGGAUGAUUUUAUUCUCGUUCUGAAGACGUGUCUCCAGCCAAACAAAGAUCCCCAAAUGCGGUUAAAGAUUUUUACUGUUUUAUCCCAGUUGUUGCAGAAAGCAAGUGAAACUAUCAAUUCUCAGGGGCUGUUCCCUAGCUACCUUGAGACUGUGAUAAAAGACAUCCUGGCUCCUAAUCUGCAGUGGCAUGCUGGAAGAACAGCAGCUGCCAUCCGUGCUACAGCUGUAUUGUGCCUUUGGGCUCUCAUCCACUGUGAAAUGCUUUCACCAAAAGAGAUCUUAAAAGUGAAAGAUGAGCUGAUGCCCCAAGUUAUUGCUUCCAUGGAUGAAGACUCUAAAAUUACUCGACUGAUGGCUUGUCGUAUUGUUGAUGUUUUUCUAAGAGUCUGUGGGAGGCAGUUUGAUGCAGAUAAAUUUAAGAACACUUACACAGAGGUUUUAAAGCGUCUGGAUGAUGCCUCGUGUGAUGUCCGAAUGGCAGCUGCUCACACCUUGGCUAAUUGGUUUAAGUGCUUAAAGGACAGUGAUGUGAAAUCCUCAAUGGAAGGUCAUGUUGAGUUUCUGUACCAAGAACUGUUGGUACAUCUCGAUGACCCAGAUGAAAAUCUCCAAAAAGCAGUCCUAGAAGUUUUAAAGGAAGGAAGCAUUUUAUAUCCAGAUCUGCUGGUGAGAGAAAUUGAAGGGGUUGUACAUAAGCAUCAAACACCAGUCUAUUGUAAUCAGCUGCUACAUCACAUUCAGUCAGCCAAGGAAUCAGCUUUCUGAAUCACUGCUGAGAUUCUGUUUAGGAAACUGAUGUGAAAUCUGUAUGACCUAGAUUAUCUUUGUACUUCUGUUUGCUUAAGAAAGGCUGAGCUGGAAAUAGAUUGUUUCUUCUUUGUAAAUUCACUGUUGGCUCGUUUGAAAGUGAAAUUCGCAAAAUUCUAAGUUCUUUGUAGUUUGAACAUUCUUUGUAUUUUCUAGCAAUAAAACAGUGUUUUAAUUCACUUUGCAUUGGUUUUUCAGAUACAAGUUUUAAAGAAGGAAUGUUUUUUCAGGAAUUUAAUUUUUGGAUUAUUUAACAAUUGAAUAUUUUAAUGACAGCUAGGACUACUAAUGUAAUACAGCAAGGAUUCAGUCUUUCAGAAAGCAUUUCAAACUGGAUAAUAUCACACUUCAGAGAGUUAGGUAUGUGAUGACCAGUUUUAUAAGGAAAAAAAAGCAGCCAAACUUCUCUUUCAUAAUGCAGCAAAGUGUAUAAUGUUUUGAAUAUUCAUAUUUAUGCUGAUAUAAUAUGGGCAUAGUAGAAUAUGAUGUAGAAUAGAUGUAUAGUAUGAUGUAGAAUAUGAUUUUAGAAUGACGCUAAAAGAAUAGUUUUUUGUUUUUAUUGUAUUACAUUUCAUGACUGAGAGUAAAACUGAAUUUUUUUAAUUAAGGUUUAUACAUGGGGAAAAGUGUUCUGUUUUGUCAUUUAGAUUACAGUAUUUAUAUUUUUAUACUAAAUAUAUGUCAUUUGCAGUUUUUAUGUUUAUACCGUUGUGCCUUGGAAAGCAGGCAACAUUUGUUUGCAUAUUGCUUUGGAAUUAAAUUUGGUAACUAGGUUAAAGCUUGGUUUGUUUGGGGUUUUCUUCAAUAGCUUUGUAGUGUAUAAGUUUUGGUGUCAUCUUCUAUUCUCAGCUGUGUAAUAAAAUAAGGGAGCUCCUA
Molecule: messenger RNA, 3237 nt
Organism: Cyanistes caeruleus (blue tit)
Lineage: Eukaryota; Metazoa; Chordata; Aves; Passeriformes; Paridae
Source: RefSeq, a predicted model, not a curated record